Molecule: messenger RNA, 930 nt
Organism: Anguilla anguilla (European eel)
Lineage: Eukaryota; Metazoa; Chordata; Actinopteri; Anguilliformes; Anguillidae
Gene: mob1a
Product: MOB kinase activator 1A
Exons: 6
Coding region: 215-865 (216 amino acids)
Biological process (GO): positive regulation of protein phosphorylation; hippo signaling
Cellular component (GO): cytoplasm; nucleus
Molecular function (GO): protein kinase activator activity
Source: RefSeq, a predicted model, not a curated record
CACAGUACAGCGGUGCCAAGUGAGAGAGGAUCUUGAAAGUUUGUAGCUAGUAGUUAUUCAUCAAAGGCUAGCGUUAGCUUUAGCGUUAGCUAGCCAGGUAGAAAAAGGAAGAAAAAUCGAUUUUUUGCUCAUCAAAUACUCACAACAACACACGUUUUGUUUUUUGCACUGUGUGCACCGUUUCCCAAGUUUCUUUAUAACAAAGUUUGCAACAAUGAGCUUCCUCUUUGGCAGCCGCUCGUCGAAGACGUUCAAGCCGAAGAAGAACAUUCCGGAAGGCUCUCACCAGUACGAGCUGCUGAAGCACGCGGAGGCCACGCUGGGCAGCGGGAACCUGCGGCAGGCGGUCAUGCUGCCCGAGGGGGAGGACCUCAACGAGUGGAUCGCCGUCAACACUGUGGACUUUUUCAACCAGAUCAACAUGCUGUACGGCACCAUCACCGAGUUCUGCACCGAGACCAGCUGUGCUGUGAUGUCCGCCGGUCCCAGGUAUGAGUACCACUGGGCGGACGGCACUAACAUUAAGAAGCCCAUUAAGUGCUCCGCUCCCAAGUACAUCGACUAUCUGAUGACCUGGGUCCAGGACCAGCUGGACGACGAGACUCUCUUCCCCUCCAAAAUCGGAGUGCCCUUCCCCAAGAACUUCAUGUCUGUGGCGAAGACCAUCCUGAAGCGUCUGUUCCGCGUGUACGCACACAUCUACCACCAGCACUUCGACUCAGUCAUGCAGCUGCAGGAGGAGGCCCACCUCAACACCUCCUUCAAGCACUUCAUCUUCUUUGUGCAGGAGUUUAAUCUGAUUGACAGGCGGGAGCUGGCUCCCCUGCAGGACCUGAUUGAGAAGCUGGGCUCCAAGGACCGAUAGAGUCGUCCUAGCUCCAUCCUAGCGCCUCUCUCUCCCCCCCCCCCUCGCUCCCUCUCCCUCUUCCC